AUGCUUGCCUUCAUACAUUUUAUCAGAACUCUCUUGUUUUUAUCCACCGCGUGUGCCGCUGCCACCGUGUCUAACAAUCACAACAUUCAAAACAAUCAAAACAAUCAAAACAAGCCUGAUCCCACUGUUCAACAAUGCGGACGUUCGUGGGGAGACUUUGCAAAGCUUGGUCCCGAUAGAAAAGGUUGUCUGACCUAUGGUUCAGUCCAUUACGACUGUGGAAAAAAUGAUUGUGGGAUUGGAGAAGCGCCAGCGCCUGGUGUAAAAUCCAGUAUUCCCAUUCCGCUCUUUUCUAAUUGUAGGAAGUACCUUGAUAAAUUUGGAGAUGACUCAAAACUCGACUCCAAGAAUAUCACAGCUUUGGCAAUGUCUUAUUUCUUUGAUUACAAGAACAAAUGGGUUCGGGUAAUUGGCUACGACUCACUACUCAAAGGGCCGCCUGCCGGCGACUUACCUGGGUACACGUGCCUGAUACCUGCUGACCCUCCAAAAGUCAUUGAAGUCUGUCGAAACUGUACACUCCUCCAUAACGCCACGUGGUGA
Melampsora larici-populina 98AG31 is the source of this 543-nucleotide messenger RNA. RefSeq lists its product as uncharacterized. The record is from RefSeq and is a predicted model, not a curated record. The coding region runs from base 1 to 543 and encodes 180 amino acids. Lineage: Eukaryota; Fungi; Basidiomycota; Pucciniomycetes; Pucciniales; Melampsoraceae. The transcript is spliced from 5 exons.